This is a messenger RNA of Puntigrus tetrazona (Sumatra barb), 2652 nucleotides long. RefSeq names its product valosin containing protein (gene vcp). The record is from RefSeq and is a predicted model, not a curated record. Gene Ontology annotation, molecular function: ATP hydrolysis activity; polyubiquitin modification-dependent protein binding; ATP binding. Bases 136 to 2556 code for a protein of 806 amino acids. Lineage: Eukaryota; Metazoa; Chordata; Actinopteri; Cypriniformes; Cyprinidae. Gene Ontology annotation, biological process: retrograde protein transport, ER to cytosol; autophagosome maturation; mitotic spindle disassembly. The transcript is spliced from 17 exons. Gene Ontology annotation, cellular component: cytosol; VCP-NPL4-UFD1 AAA ATPase complex; nucleus.
UUUUCCCCGCAGAGUUGAUGUUAGCAGGCUAAUCCAGUGCAGAGGUAAAAAAGCUAGUGUGAAGGUUGGAAUCGGUCACUCUAGCGAGCUACUCAUUUCCAUCAACUAUUUAUAUAUUUUCUCGGGAGAAGCAAUAUGGCUUCGGGUGGAGAAUCCAAAAAUGAUGAUCUUUCCACUGCCAUUCUGAAGCAGAAGAACAGGCCAAAUAGGCUGAUCGUUGAUGAAUCCAUCAAUGAGGACAACAGUGUUGUGUCUCUCUCUCAGGCAAAGAUGGAUGAGCUCCAGCUCUUUAGGGGGGACACAGUGCUGUUGAAGGGUAAGAAGAGGAGGGAGACCGUUUGCAUCGUCCUGUCUGACGACACCUGCUCUGACGAAAAGGUUCGCAUGAACAGGGUGGUCCGAAACAACCUCAGGGUGCGCCUUGGUGAUGUCAUCAGUAUUCAGCCAUGUCCAGAUGUGAAGUAUGGAAAGCGCAUUCAUGUUCUGCCAAUCGAUGACACAGUGGAGGGCAUCACUGGCAACCUGUUUGAGGUCUAUCUUAAGCCUUACUUCUUGGAGGCUUACCGACCAAUCCGAAAAGGUGAUAUUUUCCUGGUCCGAGGAGGCAUGCGCGCUGUGGAGUUCAAAGUGGUGGAAACUGAUCCCAGCCCAUACUGUAUUGUGGCCCCAGACACAGUCAUCCACUGUGAGGGGGAACCCAUCAAGAGAGAGGAUGAGGAAGAGUCUCUGAAUGAGGUGGGUUAUGAUGACAUUGGAGGGGUAAGGAAACAGCUCGCCCAAAUCAAAGAAAUGGUGGAGCUACCUCUGAGACACCCAGCUCUCUUCAAGGCUAUUGGAGUGAAGCCUCCCCGUGGCAUUCUGCUGUAUGGACCCCCUGGAACUGGAAAGACUCUCAUCGCUCGUGCUGUGGCAAAUGAAACUGGAGCAUUCUUCUUCCUCAUCAAUGGACCUGAGAUCAUGAGUAAACUGGCAGGAGAAUCUGAGAGCAAUUUGCGAAAGGCUUUUGAGGAAGCAGAGAAGAACGCACCAGCCAUCAUCUUUAUUGAUGAACUUGAUGCCAUUGCACCAAAAAGAGAGAAGACUCACGGUGAAGUGGAAAGGCGCAUUGUGUCUCAGCUUCUCACUCUGAUGGACGGACUGAAGCAAAGGGCUCAUGUCAUUGUCAUGGCAGCCACUAAUAGACCCAACAGCAUUGACCCAGCUCUCAGGCGAUUUGGACGCUUUGACAGAGAGGUGGACAUCGGCAUUCCAGAUGCUACUGGAAGACUUGAGAUACUUCAGAUCCAUACCAAGAACAUGAAGCUUGCAGAUGAUGUUGAUCUGGAGCAGGUUGCAAAUGAGACCCAUGGUCAUGUGGGAGCUGAUCUGGCUGCACUUUGCUCCGAGGCUGCACUGCAAGCCAUUCGAAAGAAAAUGGACCUCAUUGAUCUGGAGGAUGAGACCAUUGAUGCAGAGGUUAUGAACUCCCUGGCUGUAACAAUGGAUGACUUCAGGUGGGCUCUUAGCCAGAGCAACCCAUCUGCCCUGAGAGAGACAGUUGUGGAGGUUCCCAACAUCACCUGGGAGGAUAUCGGUGGCCUUGACGAUGUGAAGAGAGAGCUACAGGAGCUGGUGCAGUACCCAGUGGAACAUCCAGACAAAUUCCUUAAGUUUGGCAUGACCCCAUCCAAGGGUGUGCUGUUCUACGGACCACCAGGUUGUGGUAAAACCCUGCUGGCCAAGGCCAUUGCCAAUGAGUGCCAGGCCAACUUCAUCUCAAUCAAGGGCCCAGAACUGCUCACCAUGUGGUUUGGAGAAUCAGAGGCUAAUGUCCGUGAGAUCUUUGACAAGGCUCGUCAAGCUGCUCCUUGUGUGCUCUUCUUUGAUGAGUUGGACUCCAUUGCUAAGGCUCGUGGUGGAAAUGUUGGCGACGGUGGUGGCGCUGCUGACAGAGUCAUUAACCAGAUUCUCACAGAAAUGGAUGGUAUGUCCAGCAAGAAGAACGUCUUCAUCAUUGGGGCCACCAACAGACCAGACAUCAUUGAUCCUGCCAUCCUCAGGCCUGGCCGACUGGACCAGCUUAUCUACAUCCCACUGCCUGAUGAGAAGUCUCGCAUUGCCAUUCUCAAAGCUAAUCUCAGGAAGUCUCCAAUCUCAAAGGACGUGGACCUGGACUUCUUGGCCAAGAUGACCAAUGGCUUUUCCGGUGCUGACUUGACUGAGAUCUGUCAGAGAGCCUGUAAACUGGCCAUCCGUGAGUCUAUCGAGAAUGAGAUCAGACGGGAACGCGAGAGGCAGACUAACCCUUCUGCAAUGGAGGUGGAAGAGGAUGACCCUGUGCCUGAGAUUAGAAAGGACCAUUUCGAGGAAGCUAUGCGCUUUGCCCGCCGCUCUGUCAGUGAUAAUGACAUCCGCAAAUACGAGAUGUUCGCACAGACCCUGCAACAAAGCAGAGGCUUUGGCAGUUUCAGAUUCCCAUCCAGUAACCAAGGAGGAAGUGGACCAAGUCAGGGCUCUUCUGGUAGUGGUGGAGGCAACAUCUUUAAUGAGGACAACGAUGAUGAUCUUUAUGGAUAAAUGUGACCACGUGGCUAACCUUCACAGGCCACUCUUCAUACAGGCCGCCGUGUACAAAAGACAAAAAAUAAAAAAUUCCACAUUUUUAGGACUGUG